AAAGGCCGAUAAUCGAUACCAAUAAGGGGGUCUCGAAUUAAGGUACCAAAACCUAAAUAUUUUGCAACUAAUAAAAUCCUUUUGAGAUGAUGACAGGUUAAUAACCAAUCCUCUCGCUCACUUUUGACGGCCCAUUCAGUGGAAAUUGGCCAAAAACCUACCAAUUCAAAAAGAAACCAUGACGAUUUGAUGCUGAGGUGGUUCGAGGACUUCCACUAGACUACAAAGAGAGGCUAAUGGUUCACGCCAAGCGCCCAAGAGAGUAGGCAGGGUGCCACGCCAAGCGCCCGGGAGGGGUAGGCAGGGUGUCACUCCAAGCACUAAAGGGUAGGCAGGGUGAACAUUGCACACUUUGGUAAGUCAAAAUUGCAGAGAAAGGAUAAUGGUUCACGCCAAGUGCCCAGGAGAGUAGGCAAGGUGCCACGCCAAGUGCUUAGGAGGGGUAGGCAGGGUGUCACGCCAAGUGCUAAAGGGUAGGCAAGGGUGAAUGCUGCAUGCUUUGGCAAGUCAACAUUGUAGAGAAAAGGUAAUGGUUCAUGCUAAGCACCCGGGAAAGUAGGCAGGGUGCCACGCCAAGCGCUUGGGAGGGGUAGGCAGGGUGUCACGCCAAGCGCUAAAGGGUAGGCGGGUGAACGCUGCAUGCUCUGACAAGUUAAUCUUGAGGAGAAGGAGUAAUAGUUUACGCCAAGCACCCAAAAGGGAAGUAGUGUGCCACGCCAAGCGCCCGGGAGGGGUAAGCAGGAUAAACGUUGUAUGCUCUGUGUCGAGGGGAAGAAAACGAUGAGAAGUCCCUUUCAACCAUGUUACUCAGGAAGUUCAUAGAGGGGUACUUGGGGAGAACUGCUCCUUUGACAAAACGAAGAAUGGUAAAGGGUGGAACUGGACAGAGAAGUGUUAGGAAGCCUUUGAUGACUUUAAUGAUGCUAUGAUGAAAGAUCCGAUACUCACUCUUUUGGAACCCUUUGAGAUGUAGGAUUUAUACUUGUGGUUUUAGACAGGGUUUCAAAAUAUGAUACUUAUAUACCUGCACCGAAAUAGUGUUCGACAAAGGAGAUGACAUAACUAUUAUUCAAGAAUGUUGCGAAGUAUUGGGGUGGUCCCUAAGAUAUUGUCAGCGACCGAGACUAAAGAUUUAUCGACAAAUUUUGCAUAGAACUUUUUAGAAUCCUUAGUUUGCAGCUUGACAUCUCUUCGAGCUAUCAUCCACUGACAAAUGGAAAGACGAAGAGAUUUCAUAAACUACUGGAAGAGUACUUGCGUCAUUUUGCCAAUGCCAAAUAGAAGAAUUGGGUGCAACUACUUGAUAUGACUCAGUUUUGUUUCAAUGCCCAAAAGCGCUCAACAACCAACAAAAGUCCUUUUCAGCUCAUUACAAGCCAACAGUCAUAGUUACCUCGCACAGUGGAUGAGCCAUACAGAGGAAAGAGACCAAAGAUGGAGAGGAGAUCCUUGUAGACAAGUAGUUAACGAUGGAGGUUUCCAACAACAACAGUUAGGAGACGACAGAAAGCCUCUAGCAUGCCACAUAGAAGAUUCAAGACACUUCUGCCACAUAGACGACAAAAAACCUCUAGGAAGUUGACGAGGUCAUCAAUUCUUGAGCAUCUUUACACCAAUCCCAUUAAAUUUGUUUCCCUUGAAUUAGGAAAUAACUGGACCUUGACCUUGAGUGAAGUGGGAGGAGUGAGCAUGUGGAUGGCAAAGCUUCAGACACUUCUAAUCUUGUGUUUUUAUGUAGUUCCCAUCUCAAGGGUACCCUUCGUGGCAGUUGACAUCAUAGCAGCAAAUCAUUCAAUUAAAGAUGGUGAAACCAUAGCUUCAGCUGAGGGAAGCUCUGAAAUGGGAUUUUUCAGCCCUAGCAAUUUAAAGAACCGAUACUUCGGAGUAUGGUACAAGAAAAUUCAAAAUGACCCAGUUGUUUGGGUUGCAAACGGAGAUGCACCGUUACCGAUUCAUCUGGAAUUUUGAAGGUGAAUGAGCUGGGAAUUCUAGGCUUCUAGCCAUUUUUAACCAUACCAACCACAAAAUUCGGUGUUUGAAUACAUCAAGAUCUGCAUGGGAUCCAGUUGCUCAGCUUUUGGACUCAGGAAAUUUAGUAGCGUGGAAUAGAAAUGAAAGCAAGCUGGACAACUUCCUCUGGCAAAGUUUUGACUAUCCAUGUCAUGCUUUUCUGCCACACAAUAACAGAGCAGGAUUGGUACCUAUCAUUGUGGAACAUCAGUGAUGAACCAUCUCAAGGUGAAUAUACCUCCUUGACACUAGUGGAUUUCCACACGCACUUCUGAGGGACAGAUUCAGUUGUGCAGUUUAGAUCAGACCCAUGGAAUGCUGUGAAAUUUAGUGAGUUUACACAGCAAAGAUCAAAUCCAGUUUUUAGAUAUGGCUUUGUUUUUAAUGAGAAGGAGAUGUCUUACUUUUAUGAGCUUCUUAACAGCUCAAUGGUUUCCAAGAUGGACUUAUCUCCAAAUGGAAUUAUGCAGCAAUUGGUAUGGGUAAACCAAGCUUUCAAUUGGACUGUUUAUGCAUAUUUGAAGGCUUAUAAUUGUGACAUGUAUGCAUUCUAUGGUGCUUAUGCUAUCUGUGAGAUUACCAACAUGCCACCAUGUGAGUGUUUGAAAGGGUUUUUGCCAAAAGGCCCAAAAUAUUGGGACACAGCAGAUUGGUUUAGUGGGUGUGCUCAAAGGACACCCUUUGGGUUGCCACAACAGAGAUGGGUUUGUAAAGCAUUCCAGUGUGAAGGUACCAGACACAAUUCCUGGUUUAAUGAGAGCAUGAACCUUGAGGAAUGGAAGAGUUUGUGCCUUGACAACUGCUCAUGUACAACUUACACAAAUACAGAUAUUAGAGCAGGAGGAAAUGGAUGCUUGCUCUGGUUUGAUGACCUGAUUGAUAGAAGGCAGUUUCCUGAAAAUGGGCAAGAUCUCUACGUAAGGAUCGCUGCAUCAGAACUAGAUCCUGAUGAGAAAACGGAGCUUAACACUAGUUCCAAUGUGAAGAAACAAACAAGGAUCAUAGCCAGCUGUGUGUUAAUUACAGCAAUGCUGCUCCUUGGCUUCGACAUAGUCUUCUAUUGCAAGAAAAGAAAGAAUCAAAUUAGACAAGAUGCUGGAAGCAUGUUGCUGGAUUGGCCUAAGCGUUUCCACAUUAUCAACGGAAUUGCUUGUGGCUUUGGUGUUUUAGUGCUAGAGAUGCCGUGUGGGGAGAGAAACAGAGGAUUUUGUCAUCCUGGCAACCACCAUAGCUUGCUUGGGCAUGCAUGGACACUCUUCAUGGAAGGAAGGUCUUUAGAAAUGAUUGAUGCAUCAAUAGGGGGCUCCCACAGUGUUUUGAAGUGUUACGUUCGGUCCAUGUUGGUCUUUUUAUGUGCUCAACAGCAUCCUGAAGAUAGGCCAAGCAUGCCAUCUGUGAUUCUGAUAUUUGGCAGUAACGGUGCAUUGUCUCAUCCAAAACAGCUAGGUUUUUUUGCCGAAAGAAACAUAAUUGAAGCUGAUAUUUCUUCAAGCAAGUAUGAACAAGAUUCGGCAAAUGAACUCAGCAUUACUUUAUUACAGGCUCGAUAUAAGCCGGAAGAAGCUUACCGCCGGGGGACUGCUGGAACUGGUGAGGGUGGCCGGUUGCAGACGGUGGUGCUGCUGUCGUGGUGGAGAAGGGCUCGGCUGUGCAGCAGAAGGUCUGGAGUGGUUGGCGGAGGUUGCUGUGCUGCCGUGGGGCUUGGCUGCGGCUGUGGUGCCUAG
Messenger RNA from Malania oleifera, 3734 nucleotides. Its product is annotated as putative inactive G-type lectin S-receptor-like serine/threonine-protein kinase SRK. Lineage: Eukaryota; Viridiplantae; Streptophyta; Magnoliopsida; Santalales; Ximeniaceae. Gene Ontology annotation, biological process: recognition of pollen. Bases 2406 to 3734 code for a protein of 442 amino acids. The transcript is spliced from 6 exons. The record is from RefSeq and is a predicted model, not a curated record.